Messenger RNA from Brienomyrus brachyistius, 11291 nucleotides. RefSeq names its product UPF0606 protein KIAA1549L-like. The transcript is spliced from 22 exons. NCBI's taxonomy places the organism in Eukaryota, Metazoa, Chordata, Actinopteri, Osteoglossiformes, Mormyridae. The record is from RefSeq and is a predicted model, not a curated record. The coding region runs from base 5304 to 9410 and encodes 1368 amino acids.
UAGACGUUGCUCUUAUUGUUCGUGUCCUGAGACGCUGCAUUGUAACUUGUUCCCACACAUAGUGCCUUAAAUAUUUGAGGUUGUUAAUGUUACUACUUAUAUUAAUGUACUGGACUGCAGCACUUGAAAUUCAAAGCUGUCAAUGCGGUCGGUGCGUGCGUGUGUGUGUGCGUGUGCGCGCGUGUGUGUGCCUGUGUGCGCGUGUGUGUGUGUGUGUGUGUGUACACGGGGCACACGCACAUAUCUGCAUGGAUGUGACGGAUAGCAUUGAUCAGUGGUCAUUUUUGGGUUCAGCAGAUAUUUCAGAAAUUGUGAGUUUUGGAAGAUGGCAUGCUUUGCUGAGGCAAAUGUUUGCUGUAUUUUUUUUGCCCCCUCCCCCCAUCAAAUGAACUAGUGUACAAAGAGCAAGACGUUAAAUAUUGCUUAAUAUUUGAUAAUCAAUUUCUAUUUAGUAUACUCUUAUUACUAACAGUAUUUAUACUGUUUAAUGAAACUGCAAUACAAUCUGAAUACUUGUUGAUUUUGUUUUUUGUAUUUUCCUUGUGUUUGGAUUUCUUUGAACAUUUAGAGUUGUGGUGGGCAUGGCUUUGGGUAGAUUAAGACAAAUGCAAAUAGCUCUUCACAGUUUGGAUUUAUCUUAGCUUGAGUAAACCAUGCAGUAUUUGGUAUGUGAUUUUAUAUAUAUAUAAUUGUCAUAUAUAUAUAAAAUGUAGAUCUAGAUUUAGUGCUGAAGCUUGAAAAGGUGUGAGUUGUGUGCAAUUUCCUCAUUUAUGCAUGUGACAGAAUUUUUCUUAUUUUCUCCUUUAUUACACCAUUUAAGGCUUGUUGGUGUCGACUGCUUAUUUUAUACAUUCCGUCAGGGAGAAUAUAUAUGCUGUGUGCCCCCCUCCCCGUUGUCCGUUUGCUGGUAUGUGCAUAAAGUUUUUGUCUUUACUUUUAAAUGAAGUUGCUUUUGCAGCACCAAAGACUGUAAUUGAUUUUCCUAAGCAAGGUAGCUACUCUUUGCAUAGACCUCAAGUACGCUGUUUUUCUGGAAAUGGGGUAAACUUACAAAAAAGGUAUUGAAAAAAUGGUUGAGGCUAUGUUUAGCUUUUGGGCGAGUAAUAAGUUGUAUCCUUUAUCUUGAAUGUAUCAUAGAUAAGCUGCUAUAUAAUGAUUGCCACUUCAGAUAGCUGUGAAAUUAGGUGAUUAACUUAGUUCAAUCUUAGCAUUCUUAUUUUUGUAUGUCUAAUUACCUGAAAUAGAAGUGGGUUUUUGAUUUAAAUUUUUUUGCUUUCAUGUUUGGAGUGUCAUUGUAACUACUGUAUUGCAGAUUAUGGAAGUUAGUUGCAUUUUUUUCUGGGGUGUUUUUUGCAUCAGUAUUUUAUCUUCAUUAACCUUUUGGGCUCAUCACUGCAUAUAAAUGGUCGUAUUGAUGUAACUUAAUUUUUUGUAUGUUUUCUUAUUGGCAUUUUGUAGACAAGCAAAGCUAUAGCUUGCAGGAUUGACUUAACUUUUCAAUGUGGCGGUUAAGUACUAACAAGGAUUAACUCCAAGACGUAUGGUUUCCCUGGCAUAGAGCAGAAAACGAAAUGCCAAGGCAUUCAGUAAUGUCUUCAUGUAAUAACACACCACUAAGCACUUGACUGUCAAUAAGCUAAAACUAGACGAAAAUCAUAUACCUUUUUCCUGUUUAGUGACAUUGCAGUGUUCGGCUGAAAAUGUUUGUCAAUGACAUGAAAUUUGUGCUAUCAGUUCAAUCCUUAUGAAAGUGAUUUUAAACCCAUUUUUAUCAAAGACAUGAAUUACUGUACGUUUUCUACCAAUUGUUUUUACCUGUUCGGUGUAAUAUUUAAUCAGACUGGGAUGUUUCAGGGUUCCUCUCCUGGUCUCAGUGUAACUUGGCUGAACCAUAUAAGAAGCUGGUCUGAUUGGUCUGUUCGAAGCCCUCUUUACCCCCCCUUGCUAGUCCUUUCAUAUCAGAGUGGACUCAGUGACUCGCUGACCACUCCAUCUCCUUACUUUGUUGACGACAGUGUGAGCAGCACUGUAUUUGUGCCUUGAGAAUCCAGUGGUUUAGAGCACUGACCACCACCACCCCCUGAACCCCCCCCCUCCCCCCAAACCUGCUUUUCGACCGCUCGCUAGAUAGGGGACAGGGGGAAUGGGGGGGGGGGGGGGGGGGGGAGUGUAAAGAAUGGUGAAACUCUGUUGCAGAACCAACAGCGAACGACGCAGCGCUCCAAAAGUUGCAGUUUGACCAAAAAAAGAAUUUGUCAUGCUGUUGUCAUUCCAGGGAUCUAAAUUCUGCUUUUACAAGCUGUUAAGCAGAAUAGCAUUAUCUGGGAAUGACGACAGGCGCUGAGGACAUAUCAGCUCCUUGGCUGAUUUCAGGAACUGUUGCCUGUCUACAAAGCGUCAGCAUGUUGCACAAUGGCCACCCCUAAGAAGGCACUUUAGCUGUCUGACAUCUAUUGCUCCUUUUGGAAAUCCGACUGUGGCAGAAUGGAAGCUGGAAUCUUUUAAUUUGUUUCAUCAGGCUGUUUUGAUAAGUGUUCUUAGAGUUCUCCAUAGUCGUCAGCGUAAUCAUUGAGUUGAAUAACAUGAGCACAUUCAAAUUGUUAAUGUGAAAACUCUGGCUAUUAUUUUUCUCAUAAAAAAUAAGUUACCAAGGAAAUUAUAAAAUGGCUUUCUGCUUAGUCAGGAAAUGUGUUCGCAGUGCUUAACACACAGAGCACGCUUGUCGUCUCCGGAAAGCUUUACUUCUACACUGUGAAUGUACACAUACUGUUCCAGGAGAUUAUUUGCAGUUUACAGCCAUGAGGAAAGUCCAGCUCCGAUCUGAGUAGCUUUCAAAAGAGAACUGCCUUUACUGAAUAACCUUUAAUGCUCCAAGGGGCUGCGACCGAUCAAACUGGGUGACAGGCCCCAAAAGGAGUGCGAACGAGUACAGACGAGAACCGGGUAUGGAGGCUCGCUGGUGGUUUUUGCAUCCAAUUUAAAAAUGUUCUUUUCAAUGAAAAUGGCAAGUUAUAGGCAUUGAGAACAAUUAAUUAAAAAAAAUGCAUGAUCUUGACAAAUCACAUGCUGCGAAUUUGCUGUCUGAUAUGCAUGUGUGACUUAAGCUGUAUUUUGAUGUUAUCUACCAGCAAAUAUGGCUGCACAAAAUGCCCACGGUAACCAAAACUACAGAGAAAUGCAAUUGAGUAGGAUUUGAUUUAACAGGCAAUUCCAGUGUCAUCAUCCAAAAUGGGAUUUGAUAAACAACAAAGCAUUUUCUAAGCAAGUAUAGAACUAAUCAAACACUGCAGUUUUAAAAUUUCCAUUGAGUUUUUAGUUUGCUAAAUUAUUUUAUAUACUGGUAUUACUCUUAGACAUGCUUACAAAGUUAAUUCAGGGUCUUUGUAUUAAUCCAAUGUGCUACUGUAUUAAUCUUAAAUCCUUACUACUUGGUUGAUUGCUUUGUAUUAUUUUAUUUUUUUUAAAAAAAAAAAAACAUUUAUUUCCUUUUCAGGUUAGCUGUGCUAGAAAAAGUUAAUUCACGCUGCAAGUUAUGGAAUCUAUUUAGAUUACACGGCAAAUAGACUUGAUUACUAAAUUUGAACUGUUACUGUUUUAAUAUUUGUAGAUUUUGUGGCUUUCCUUUGUGUUAUUUUUUUUUUGCUUUUGAUUUUAUGCUACACUAGUUUGCCAUGUAGCAAUCGCACUGUGCAAUAUUUACAAUAUGAGGACUGGGAAAAUAAAUUUCUGGAUGUAAUGUCUCUUACAGUUUGCGAUAGUAUUUCUCUCUAGUUCUCAGUGAUUUAAAUGUGACCAAGCCUUCUGUACUUUGUCACAAAAAGCGGGUUUUCCAGGUGACUAUUUUGGUGAGUGUCAAAAUAAGAAUUUAUGGUGUAUUAUUGUCAAGAUUCACUUUGAAUUAAAUAUCUAUUGCUGCAGCAAACUGGUGUGUGUUUUAAUUGGUUUAGAAAUGGCUGCAUGGAUAAAAGUUCUUUUUCCUUUUUAUACUCUUGUUAACCGCUCUGUAGAUGGGUAGUGAGGAUCUGGGCAUUUGAUACAGGUGAUCAGCUGUUUAAACUAGUUUGUAUGCUAAUCGGUCCUGUUACAUCCCCAGAGUGAGAACACAGCAGGGGAGGAUUCAGUGCUUAAAAUGUUCCACCCUCUGAGAACAUAAGUCUGUUGUGCAAAAUUAAUUCAAAUCCUAACAAUGUCUUAUCUCUCCCUUUAUGUAUAGCUUUUGGAUACUAAUGCAAUGCUGCUCAUUUCAAGCUAGGGUGAUGGCUAUGCAAAAUGUCAAGGGGAAUGUGAAUUUGACCUUCUGGCGGGUGUGGGGGUGGAUGGAAUAUUGUAUUACAGCUGUGUUUGAUUGGAAUUGAAAAUCUUGAUGUGGUAUUGAGCUCCUCACAAAUUAGUUGAGUGUUGAGCUAUGAAAAGAGUCACCACAGAUUGUGCAGCUGUGGCUGGUGAAUUGCAUUAUGGCCUCACACCUUCAGGACCCUGGGUUUGUUUCUCACUCCACUCUCUUGUUGAGGUUUUCGGUGAUGGACUGGCACCCUGACCUGGGUGUUCCCAACAACUGUAAUUAUAAUCAGCCUGGAAUUUUCCUGGUGGGUCAAUGGGCUUGCUGGCAAAAUUUAUAGUAGGAGACCCCAAAGUUCCGCCCUGAUUUAAGAAACAUCGAAAUUCAAUGUAUGUAUCAUAUCCAGUUUUAUCAUUGCUUUGCUUUGUUUUUCUAUGAAUGUGUUAGCAGUACAAAAUAAUACAAUAUCCUCUACAGGCUAGUCAUCUUCAUUUAAACGGUUAUAAAAGCCUGUUUCUCACACGCACGCUCAAACACGAGAGAAAUGUCAGCUACAGUGGUGUCUUCAACGCACCGCACGAGGGUUUCGGGAGGCUGACGUAAUAGCAGGAAUCGCCACCAGGUGUCGACAAAUCCUUCAGUAAAGCGCGCUACCCCUUCGUACUUUCGCACAGAUGCUUCUGUACGUGAUUUUUUUUUCUAAUGAAAUGACGUCUUGCAACAACUGCAGUAACACACACACACACACACAUCAACGGUAAACUGCUGGAAACUAUUUAUCCUGCUUCUUUGUUGAGCCGGAAAAAGCCUACAGGAAAGGGUUAUAGCUGAAUAGAACGAAAUAUGUACAUCAGUGUUUAUCUCUGCAAUACUGCGGCGCUGCAAAAGCAUCCCUCUAGGUUUCAAUGCCGCCGCGCCUGUUAACAUACGUGCGGAAAGGGGACCACCUCGUUUCUGUCAAAUCUGGAAUCGAUCAAAUGCCUUUUUCACGACUAAGACUAGCACAUAUGUUCUGGAUACGCAAAUGGCUUCAAGUGUGAGGAGCGCCGACAGCCUUUCGCACGGUGCGGACACCGGCGAGCGGCGCCGGGCUGCAGUCCCCAAUUCACGGGGAGGGAGAAGCUCGGAAGCCGCAGGAUGCGCACUGAAGACCGGGAGGGAGGGAUCGCCAGCUAGGAGUCUGAUAGCAUUGGGGAUGCUUUUGCUUCUGUUGCAGGCGGCUUUUGCUACUGAGGAUGAAGGAACCUCAGGUUUCUCGAACCCCUCAAAGGAGGCAGGGGCUUUGGCUGGCUCCGUGCACCCAUUCGCUCGAUUGCUCCUGGGAGACGGGGAUACCUUCCCAGGAAUUCACACGGGUCCACCAGGGGCAGCAGAGAGCACAAGAGUACAGCCAGCGUUCUCAUCCAUACUGACUCUUAUGGCCAGUUCUGCCAAAAAGUCCCAGACCUUAGUUCAGUCUUUGGCUUCUCCGAUCAUAUCUAUCAAUGGGUCCAGUAAUCCCAAGAGUGAAAUAGAGCCGUUCUCCUCUGCACCUGCUGCCACCAGCAACUUCUCUUCAAGCUCAGAGGAGUCAUCAAGGGAUGACUUGUCUACAGCUGCAGCCCCCCGAGAUAGAGAUGCACUAGAGAAUGUGACUAGUGCAUUAGAUGGCCAAUUAGGGAAUGCUACAGCACCGGAGAAAGUUAAAAGCACGUCCAGAAAGGCAUCAUCUGCAGCAGUAAUAAAGGCCACUCAGGGCACGAAUGGCAUGCCUCAGCUUAUGACAAUAACCAACACAACCGUGGCCUUAACUACAAGAGUCCCAAGGACCACUAUCACCACAACAAAGCUGACCAGUAACCGUCAAACAACUAUGAGCAUGGUUGAGACAACAACUUCAGAAAAGACUGGCAAACAAUCAACAACUACCCUGACCACAACAGUGGCUGCAGCUACCCAAACACUCAAGAUCCCAGCAUUUAGGCUAACCACAACUGGUGCUCGUAGUACCUCUACAACUGAAGUUUCUCCACUGCAGUGCAAUGUUACAGAGGCUUUCUGGUUGAAAACAGUUCUGUCAGUACACCCAAGGAGAAACCGUCUGGAUAACAUACUGAAACAGAACCUCCCAAAAGGCCUUACACAGGCACUGCGGAAAGCUUUCAACAGCAGCACCGUUCGUGUUCAGCUGGAGAACCUGACGGGCACCUCCAACGUGACAGUGGCGUACUCGGUGGGCAGCGGCAGCAUGGUCUUCAUGACUUCUGUGGUGAUCGAGGCCCUCGCUGUGUACGGGAUUGACAAGUUGAUGACUGACAUCCGGCAGUACGUGCCUCUGGUGCAAUCCCUGUCCAUACCUGUCGCCCCCUGGAGGCCCAGCCCUGCCAUUUCACUUCAGCUCAAAACAGUGCUCCGGUUUGUGGGCCCAGGAGAGAACAUCAAGUCUUGCAGUUUCUCUCAGCUGAUGGAACGGCGACUGGAACUCGCAUUUGCAGAAGCAGCAUCCAAAGUGCUGAAUUCCAACAGCAAGCUGACUGUACAGAUCCUGGGUUCCUCGCGAGCGCUGAGCUCCCCGGCUGUUUCCCUCGUCUAUGUGGUGUGGAACGGCAGCGUCCCUCUGAACGGCACCACCUCCAGCAGCCUCCUGAACCAGUUGACUGCCGAGAUGGUUGGCUACUUCCUCCUCUUCCCCCCACUAAUCAUUGCGGAGCCCCUGGAGUACCACAACCUCAACACGUCCACCGCCACCAGGGACUAUUGGGUGAUCACAGUUGUCCAGGAUGUGGACAACUCCUCCCUGGAGGGAAACUACCAAAGCUUUGCCAGCCUGAUGGAACAGCGGCUCGCAGAGGUCUUUGUCAUCGCCAGGCAGCAAGGGACACGUUUCCGCCGUGCCACCACAGUGGGGAGCUACACCGUCCAGAUGGUGGGCAUACGGCGGGUUCCUGGCUUGAAGAAUCCUGCUGAGAUGACCUACUACGUCCAGCUGAAUGGCAUCCCCAUGCCUGGCACAUCCGCCGCCAAAAUCCUCAACACGGUGGACUCGCAGACGAUGGCCCUUACGCUGGGCUACUUCGUGCAGUUGCAAGCCGAACCUGUGGUGAAGAACCCACCAAAUAACCUGUGGAUCAUCGCCGCCAUCCUGGCACCCAUCGCCGUGGUGACCGUGAUCAUCAUCAUCAUCACUGCUGUGCUGUGCCGCAAGAACAAGGGCGACUUCAAGGCCGACACCAUGGGCAACCUCAACCCCAGGAGCAAGACGGCGUACCGGAGAGAGGCCAGUUACUACCACCAGCCAGUACAAGGGUUUGACUAUGCCAAGCAGCACCUUGGCCAACAGGGCGGCGAUGAAGAGGCUCUCCCUGUUACCCAAGAGACGAUGGUCCUGCCCCUUCCGAUCCGGGAUGCCCCACUCUCUCAGGAGAGGGGUUUGCAUCAAGAUGGCACCACCUCCAAAAAGACCCUCUCCAGUGAGGUGCGCAAAAGUAAGUUGCCUAGUGAAGAUGGUUCCGUCAUCAGCAACGAAUCAGGGAACCUCACCUCCGGGAGGGGGACAGCAGCGCAAAAGAAAGUGACAGCACAGCAGAAACUGGUGAAGGAGGAAGCGCGCGGGAGGACUGACCCCUACGACUCCUCCUCCGGCUCUCUGCAGCUCAUCUCCAUCAAGCCCAUGGUGGCUCAGCCCGCCUACUCUCAUCCACCAUCAUCGGACCGCAGCCAGGAUUCAGCCAUCAUCAACGGGGAGGUGAGCAUGGCCCUGAAGCAGAAGUCAGACAUUGAGCACUACAGGAACAAGCUCCGGCUGAAGGCCAAGCGGAAGGGAUACUACGACUUUCCAGCCAUCAACUCCGGCUACAAGUCUGGGGGCCACAGGCAGAGGUACAGCCACGAGAAGCUCCAGCUGGAGUUCAAUAAGGGCCAGGAUGCUGAUGACGAGAAGGCCUCCACUUACGUCAAAUCCAGGAAAAGACAUUCCCAGCCAAGGAAUCCUGUCUACCGGAGCCGCCAGUCGCUGAACAGCCCCAGUCCUGGAGGAACAGAGAUGGACCUGCUGGUGAUGAGGGAGCGACCCAGGAGAGGGAUUCGCAACAGUGGCUACGAUACGGAGCCGGAAUUAAUCGAGGAGACCAACGUGGACCGAUUGAUAGGCUCCCGGAUCUGUGGCGGUGGGAGGCAGGUCAAGGGUCACUCGGACACAUCCACACUGAGCUCACAGCCGUCCAUCGACGAGGUGCGACAGCAGAUGCACCUCCUCCUGGAGGAGGCCUUCAGCCUGGCCUCAGCUGGUCACUCCAUGGGCAGCCGCCGGCACCACCACCCACAUCACGGCCCCUACAGCCUGCGGCACCCCGGGCCCUACGCUGAGGUGGUGACCAGCGCCCCUGGGACGAUGAGCCGGCCGCGCGGGGCCUUGCAGUGGGUCCCCGCGUACAGGCCUGACGUUUACCAGUACAGCCUCCCCAAACCGGCCUUUAGGUUCACGCAGCUUCCUGACAUGGCCAUGGGCUCCCCGCCACCCCCCAUCCCCCCCAGAAAUGCAGCCACUCCUGGGGCCUCACUCAGGCGUUCCUCUUCCGACAUUGGCCCGAAGCCUCGUACCUCAGAUUCCUCUGCACCUGAGACACGCAGUCAGCAUGACAGCGCCCCCUAUAUGCCGAUCACAAGACCGCCAGUUCCUUCUGUCGCUGCUGCGCUUCCUAUGUCAAACUACUCAGGAAACCCCAUGUCAGCAGUCUACGCCAUACCAGCCAACCGGCCCGACUACUCGGGCUACGUUGUGUCCACGCCCCCGAGCUCGUACCGUAGCCCUUCCUGGAUGUCCUACCCCCCUGAGCCCGAGGAUGUUCCUCCCCAGUGGGCAGAUUCUGUGCCCCUCCCGGGCUAUGUAGAAGCCUUCCCACACCCCCGCUACCCCCAGGGCAGCCCCCCCAUGCUGCCGAGGCAGUACAGCCAGGCAUCAUCCAGCCACAGCGCCCCAGACCACCCAGCGACACCAUCAACUGCUGCUUCCCAGCAGAGUCUGACCGGCACUGUGGACACCCCUGACACCUCCCUCAGCAAUCUCUCCACGGCCGCCCUUGUUAAGGCCAUCCGGGAAGAAGUGGCCAAGCUGGCCAAGAAGCAGACGGAUAUGUUUGAGUUUCAAGUCUAGAGCCCCUAGUGUCCUGGAGGCCAAACCAACUUUUGUCUACUGUGGUACAGAAAGCCACCGGACCAGGCAAGACAGAACUGUAUCUAAAAGUGUCCCCUCUCCCAUUUUUAAAUAGGAUUUGCUUGAUUUUGUUUUGUUGUGAUUUCCCCUUUUAUUUGUCUAAGACAAACUGUUUACCUGUGUUGUUUGCAUUCAGUUUCUGACAUCUUCUUCGGCACUUACAACUGAAAAGCUAUAUUUAACAAACAUCCUGUGUGAUUGUGUUAAUCAUUGACAGCAGCAUUUUACUCAAGGAAAGAAUCCUAAUGAAGAUGAAAAGCCUAGAGGCGCAUGUCCUCACAAAAUCUGUGAAGGUAAUGUAUCAAAGAAAAGUGAGCUGUAUACAUCCUGGAGAAUCCCAGGACUACCCGGAAACAACCAUCCGAUUUACAUGCUGUGUAAUAGUGUCAUGCUUAUCUAGAUGGAAGACUCCGGCAUGGAACAUUUAAUUUAUUUUUUUUUGCUCUACAUUACUCAGAGACUUUCAGAAGACACUGGUGAAUCCAGCGAUAUGGUCCACUGAACAGAAAUGAAACUGACAAAGGUUUAUGUUGCAUGGUAAUGGGUAGCUGUCAAGAGGCUGUCAAACCUAGUAAAACAUACCAUUUUAAAAGUGUGUUAAAUAAUUUGUUUCUGUCUCAAUUUUCAUAAUCACUUAUGUGACUAUGACAUUACUGAUCAAUUCCUAGUAGUUUCAUUCAUGACACAUAAACACGGCAUGAUCAGUGUGAGAUGAUGCUUGUUUAGGAUGGGGUGAUUAUCACUGCUGUUCAGUGGUUCUGUAUUCCUGUCUUAUUUUCAUUAAGUCAGCAGGAAAUCUGUAACUAACCUAUGCAGUCUGUAUCUGUAACAGUGACAGUGGUCAUUCAGAUCACACAAAUCAGAGAUCAGCUCCAGUAAGUCACCUUAACAAUGAAAUCUUGCUCUAACGUACAUUACUGUGGAAUUUUUUAAGCAAAUUAUUUAACCAUGAAUAUCACAAAAAUAUAUUUGAAAGUGUAGCUAAUGGAAAUUACUUUAGUAAAGCAAUGGAUUGAUACUUUCUUAUGAAUUGUACAAAAUCACAUAUUUUCAUGAAUUUAUUUAAAUGAUCACCACGCUACAUAUUACUGAAACCAGUCGUUGUGUUGUCAUCUCAAAACAUGCAACCUUAUUUGACUAUGAGGUCACUCUCUUGGGGUCACUGUAGCGCUAAAAUAUUAUAAAAUGUUACCAUAGAAAGCGUAAUACCAGCAAUAAAUGCCCUCUUAAUUUAUAUAUGACAGCAAUUUGUAACAUUUUUAAAUAUUGCUUAUCACAACAUAGAAACGUUUGCUUAUUUCUUAAACUGGAUUGCAGUAGGAGUUCACAGUGAGUGCAUCCAUAUUGGUGAAAUACGGCUUUAUUUGAAAUAUGCAGCUUUUGCCAGCCCUGAAUAUCCAGUUUGCAGAGAAAGGUUUAAAUGGGCGGUUCAGGUGGACAGUUUGUUGUGCUAAAUAAGGACUUCGUGCCAAUUAACUGAAAAUCCCUUUUCUUUUGGCAACAAGCCUGUAGAAACUUAACAUGUAUCUUUGUACACGUUUUAUUGCAGCCUUAUAAGGAAAACCUGAACACAAUUUUUAAAUAUUUUUACUCAGUCUUUUGUAAAGUAGCAUUAGUCUUUUAAAAUACAUACGUUCAUAAUAUGUUUUUAAAAUACAUAUAUCAUUUACAUUUGCAGUAAUUUGGGAUUUGUUUGUGAAAAUUCAGUACCAAGAAAUAUGUAUGAAUAUAAAAUAUAUUGUACUGAAGUGACUAAAAUAACAUUCUCAAAAAUGAUGGUAUAGCUAUUUACAGGUUAUGCAGUUCUUACCCCCCCCCCCC